CUGAAUAUCACUCUUUCCAGUCAUAUAAGAACAGUGCCAUGUUUUGUACCAGAAGCUUCAUCCAGCUACCAGAAGAUUAUAGGAGUUUUACGAGGGAGACGACCUGAAUUUGUGAAUGCCAAUCAAGUAGCCAGGCCAGAGGCUCGCCAUGCCACACGGGUGAGCACACAGGGAAAGCUAAGGGUCCGGAUAGAUGUUUUAUUGAAGGAUAUCCGUAAAUUCGGCUUCCAAACUGUCCCUAGCCGAGGUUUGAUGUCGCAGGAACCUACUCCAACAGAUUUAUCUAAGCUUCGGCUAGGCAGAGAAAAGAAACCCGUCGAAGAGCCUGAGAUGUCGACUCCUGGUCAAAGUGAAGAUAAAGUCACAGAUAUCAUAUCACCUCCACCGCCUUUAGAGGAUACUUCGUCACGUCCACUGCCAGCUCUUGAAGAUUGA
Molecule: messenger RNA, 435 nt
Organism: Strongylus vulgaris
Lineage: Eukaryota; Metazoa; Nematoda; Chromadorea; Rhabditida; Strongylidae
Source: the annotation of a GenBank genome assembly